UUUCAGACGCAGGACCUUCAUACGUCGAUCUACUGCAGUGAAUGGUACAAGGCAGACUGCAAAUACCAGAGAUCUCUGACAAUAGUGCUGUCACGGAGUGUGAGACCUGUCAUACUAACAGCUGGCAAAGUUCUACCAGUCACCUUCAGGGCCUACAGGCGGCUUUCUCCUAUUUCAACCUAUUAAGAGCAUUGACUCACUCUUAAGAGUUACCUACUGAGAAACAAACAUAUAUAUCAUAGAAUAAAAAAAUAAGAGAAAAAAAAACACAAAUUGAGUAAACUAAUCAACCCAAGG
Messenger RNA from Nilaparvata lugens (brown planthopper), 297 nucleotides. RefSeq lists its product as uncharacterized. The annotation marks the transcript as partial. Gene Ontology annotation, cellular component: membrane. Gene Ontology annotation, biological process: sensory perception of smell. Gene Ontology annotation, molecular function: odorant binding; olfactory receptor activity. The record is from RefSeq and is a predicted model, not a curated record. The transcript is spliced from 2 exons. NCBI's taxonomy places the organism in Eukaryota, Metazoa, Arthropoda, Insecta, Hemiptera, Delphacidae.